This is a messenger RNA of Tricharina praecox, 1942 nucleotides long. RefSeq lists its product as uncharacterized. The record is from RefSeq and is a predicted model, not a curated record. Gene Ontology annotation, biological process: regulation of transcription by RNA polymerase II. NCBI's taxonomy places the organism in Eukaryota, Fungi, Ascomycota, Pezizomycetes, Pezizales, Pyronemataceae. Gene Ontology annotation, molecular function: histone H3K9 demethylase activity; transcription coregulator activity; chromatin DNA binding. The transcript is spliced from 2 exons. Gene Ontology annotation, cellular component: chromatin; histone deacetylase complex. The annotation marks the transcript as partial.
CUGUCGGUACAUCGGAAUGCGUGUCUUCAAGGCGACGACUACGAACGAAGUGACGAAAACACAUUAUGACGACUACGCCUUCCGAUCGAAUCAGGACGCCGCGCCUGUUCCCACCCGCAAGAGGAAGCCCGCCCCCGAGAAGCGCGGAGCCAGGCGAGCUAGUGCCAAAGAUGAUGACGAGGAGGAGCAAGGUGAUGAUGAGAGGACUUCAUCUCCCAAGAGGAGCUCCAGAAUAUACGCGACGCCAGUCCCGGCGCCGGACAUGCAGAUUUCGGUCGAGCAGGCUACGUAUCUUAAGCCUUGGGUUACUCGCUUUUUCCACAUCCAGAUCGAGAGGGAGAUCCGUCAUGAGAAUACCCAUACCGGAAAGAUCACGGAGAACGCCGUUCCUGGUGGCGUUCGCCCGAUUGUUCGCACGCAAAACCUCCCUUCGACCAGGUCCUACUGCGACGUUUGCGCCACGGGUAUCUUCAUGGGUUCCUACAUGUGUGGUUGCUGCGGACGUGAGAUGUGCCUCGGAUGCAUGGAGACAUGGACUCCGUCGGGUGAAGUCACAGCCGGUAGACUGAACCGAAUAGACACGUGCACAAAGAAGCGUCGCCAUCAACACGACCAAAUGAUGUUCCUGACACGUGCGAGGCCCGGAGCGCUCGUAGAGCUCAUGAAACAGCUCAUCUUUCACGAACAGGCGGUUCCGGGGCUAUCACAGGACGACGAUGCCACCCUCAAACUGCCUGAGAUAACCGCACCUUCGCCGAGCACGCAAAAUUAUCUUCCGGUACCCACCACCAAGCACGAAGACCUUCCGCUCGAGGCAUUUCAGAAAUUCUGGCGUCUAGGCAAGCCUCUAGUUCUCACUGGAUUGAAGGAUAAGUUCGAGUUACCCUGGGAUGCCCAGUAUUUUGUUGACAAGUACGGAACCGAGCGGUGCCAGCUUCACGACUGUGCUGUCGAUUCGAAUGAACCUUACGAGGGACGAGUUGACGACUUCUUCGCCGAAUUCGGUGGCACAACGCCGGAGUCGCUGAAACUGAAGGACUGGCCUCCGACAACGGAAUUCAAGAAAGCCUUUCCGGAACUCUUUGCGGACUUUGAGAAUGCAGUGCCAUAUCCCACCUACACACGUCGCAGUGGUCCACUCAAUCUCGCGUCGCACUUUCCGGAAACUUGGGUAGCUCCUGAUCUUGGCCCAAAGAUGUACAACGCAUAUCCGGCCCCAGACUUUCUUCCGUUGGUUGAGAAGCCCGAGGCGAAGCUUACUCGGGGGGAGAAGCACGUACUCGUUCAGGACAUAAAGGGUACGACUAAUCUGCACCUCGACCUUACUGAUGCCGUCAACGUCAUGCUGUAUGCCGACGGCGGUAGAAAGGCCCCCAAGUGCACGACAGUCGACAAGAAAAUUCCUCUCUGCGGCGCUAUCUGGGACAUCUUUCCGCGUUUUGCAAAUGUGCCCCUUCGAGAGUACCUGAAGAAAAAGGACAAGACUGUGGACGACCCUAUCCACCGUCACAAGUACUACCUCUCCGAAUUCGACCUCGAGCAGCUUGCGAAGAUGGGUGUUCACUCGUACAGGAUCUUCCAGAACCCCGGUGACGCAGUUUUCAUCCCAGCAGGAUGCGCGCAUCAGGUAAGGAAUCGUCGCGCCUGCAUCAAGGUCGCCGUCGACUUCUUGUCUCCCGAGAACUUGUUUGUCUGCAAGGACAUCCUGGAAGAGUUCCGUGCCAUGGCUCCCAAGGUGGCAAGGGCUGGAACGAAAGGAAUGCAAAAGGAGGAUGUGCUUCAGUUGUGGUCGUGUGUUGGUUUCGCGUGGGACGCUGUGGCGAGAGUUCUCGAUUUGGGCGAUGAGGCAGAAGAUGCUAAGGAGUCACUGAUUGCCGGGAAUGCUGGAAAGGGUAAGAAGUCUGUCAAAUCCAAAGCAAAGGGGAAACAGGUGGCGGUCGAG